UGUUUAUGAUAAUCAAUUCAUUAAGUAGUUUUAUUUUACCCUUUUUAAGGAAAUUCUACAAAAGUUCAGUCAUAGCUGAAAAGCGCUGAAUAUGCUCGGAUUUUUAAUUAGAUUGUGGUCAUGCCUGUACUGGUAUGUUAGACCCGCUUUAAAAUGGUUUCUGCGAAGAACGACUCGCUUGUGCGAAUUGCAAAGAAUAUGCUACGGUGAAGAAUUUGGAUUUUCGAGAUCAGAUAAAGUUGAAAUGUCUUUGAACUUAUCUCGAAUGCCUGACAUUAUUCAAAUGGUUCAGCAGUUAACUAACUUAGCGACACAAGGAAGAUUUGUUGAAAAUACAAGUAAAAAUUGCAUUGAGUAUGCUGUCAAGUUAACACUCGAUAUUAAAGACAUUAAACCAUCUGUUCAUGUCCCGUUUAUACAAACAUAUCGUAUUUGUCUUUUUCAAAUUUAUGGCUACAAGCAAUUGCUUCAUGAUGUUGAAGUACUGAGGAAAACUUCCUAUUCUUCUGAAAAUAAGGAACAUGAAAAUAAACUACUUAAGCUGUGGGAACUUUUGAAACCUGAAGAAAAGUUGCAGAACAGAAUUUCUAAGCAGUGGUCCAGUAUUGGCUUUCAAGGUGAUGAUCCCAAAACUGAUUUUCGUGGAAUGGGUGUUUUGGGCUUAGAGAAUCUAUUGUACUUUGCUACAGAGCAUACAGAUGCAGCUAGGCAUGUUUUAUUACAUUCAAAUCAUCCAGUUUAUGGGUAUUCAUUUGCUAUUGUUGGAAUCAACUUGACUAGUAUGGCUUAUCAUUUACUUAAAGAUGAAAUUCUUAAAGUCCAUUUUUAUAACACAGUGAAAGGAGUACCAUGUGUGCAAGAUUUUCACUUUGUCUACUGUUAUCUAUUUUAUGAAUUUGACAAGUUUUGGCUGGCAGAAAAACCAAGGGACAUAAUGGAAUUCAGCAGGAUUAGAAACAAGUUUCAGUUGAACAUUCUAAAAAGGUUAGAAAACCCAAAGUCAAAAUUAAAGCUUAAUUUUUUAAUAGAAACAUUGUGAUAUUUAUUUAUUUUAGCUUCUAAAAUUUGUUUUUAUCUAGCUUUUGCCAUAUUAUUGUUACGUUUUCGCACAAUAAUAUGUUCACCAAUAUUUAAAGGAAAAUGAUAUGUUCAUUAAAACAUCAUUUGAUCUAAAGUAUCUUUCAUUUAUCAAACAUUUUUGAAAAUGAGUUUUUAAAUUAUUAUUUGUAUUAUUAUUACCCUCUGCAUUAUGUAAUUCUAAAGUAUGGUUUACAAGUCCCAUUUAUAAAUAUUUUUUUGAGUAAUUAAAUAAUCUUCUGAUUUAAAAAUUUGAUUUAUUAUUGUUUUGUUUUUUCAGUAAUUUGAUCUAAACUAUAAUUUACAUUAUCUAUAUUUUAAAUGUGCAUUUUUUUUUACACACAAUGUAAGUGCCUGGUGUUAAGCUGUUUGCAUCCAUUAACUUCUAAAUGCAUUUUUACUGAUAAUCACA
Messenger RNA from Uloborus diversus, 1489 nucleotides. Its product is annotated as ELMO domain-containing protein 2-like. The record is from RefSeq and is a predicted model, not a curated record. The transcript is spliced from 7 exons. Gene Ontology annotation, molecular function: GTPase activator activity. NCBI's taxonomy places the organism in Eukaryota, Metazoa, Arthropoda, Arachnida, Araneae, Uloboridae. Bases 92 to 1039 code for a protein of 315 amino acids.